This is a messenger RNA of Oldenlandia corymbosa var. corymbosa, 513 nucleotides long. NCBI's taxonomy places the organism in Eukaryota, Viridiplantae, Streptophyta, Magnoliopsida, Gentianales, Rubiaceae. The record is from the annotation of a GenBank genome assembly.
AUGGACGCGGACUUCGUCUCCCUCUUUCCGUGGACGUCAGACGAGGGGGGAACGAUCAACUUAGACCCGUGGACCAAGAAGGAUAAGAAAGACAUUGAAACCCGGAGGGGAGACUUAGAGAAAUUGGCCGGGUGGAACAAGAUCUAUACCUACAGGCAGAUCGCGUCCUUAAGCGACAUGAUUAGCUCUCGUAAUCAAGGUAUAUUUGCUAAUCUGAUGGGUAAACGCUCGGCUUUUGAUUAUUCAGACGAAGAGGAACAAUAUCCCGAGGAAAGGCCACAAGGAACCCCCCCGCCGGAGAUGGGGCAAGCGCCUUCCAGUCAGAUGACGAGGGCGCGCGCCGAAAGUUCGAGGAAGAGGAACUCCUCGGGCCAAACCUCAGGUCAUCAAAAGAGAAAGCGGGAAGAUCCUGAGGUUGUGGAGGUCGAUCGGUUGUCGUUCAGCCUACCCGCGAUCCACGAAUUGUCCUCCAUUGACGAACUUCUGAAGGAGGGAUACGCGGAUCAAGGAUGA